CCCACCCCUCCAGCUUUCAAAGGGGGAGAAGCCAUGUAUUGUCCUGUCUGUGUUGUUUCUCAUUCGCACACAGAAUCCCUGGUCACCUCCCUCCUUGGGACUAGCUCCAGCUAUGCAGAGGGCUCUGGGCUCCACUGGUUUAGAAAUAGGCAGGGGUUUAACUCCAGAGCUGGGUGUGUGUCAGCAAGGACCCCAGAGUGCACAGAUCCUGGAAACUCCUAGUGAGGGCGUCACAAUUCUCCCCAGAUGUCUGCCUCUCCCAAGGGGUCUCUGUGACCAUGUUCCCGUCCUCUGGAAUUGCACGAUCCCCCAACACAGGCACAGGUUCCAUUCACGGAAUGCCCUUUAUGACAGAUGCUCUCUCAAUCUUCCACGCACCCUGAUCUGGUCUGAUUUCCCCCCCUGCGCAGGAUUUCCCAUUCCUAAACCUGAGCUGAUCGCCCGCCUGGAACGAGGGGAAGAGCCGUGGCUCUCGGAUCUCCAGGCCUGCAAGGAAAGAGAGAUCCUGAGAGACGACCACACAGCAGGUGCUGAGCGAGGGAGUGAGAAUGAGGACGGGAAUCAUCAUGAUGUUCCUGGGGAAGUGGAACCACAGGGGACCUUUGUGGAAAGAGCUGAAGGGAAUUUUUCCCAGUGCUUGGAAGAGGGAGAAGCCUGGGGAAAUUGGCACAGGUCCGAAAGGCUGAUGGGAAACCGCCGAAAGAAGAAAGUGGAUGAAUCUAUUAACUGUGGGAGAGGAAACAAGGAUCCCACAGCCCAGCAGACAAAUCCCAAGGAAGAGAACCCCUACCACUGCCUGCAGUGUGGGAAAGGAUUCAUUGUGAGAUCACAGCUUCUUAUACAUCAAACAAUCCAUAACAGCUCAGACUUCAAUACCCAUGGGAGAGUCGACACGGGAGAGAGACGCUAUCAAUGCCUUGAGUGUGGGAAAUGUUUUAAUUGGACGUCAGCACUUAUUACACAUCAGGCAACCCACAUGGGAGAGAGACCCCACAAGUGCUUGGAGUGUGGGAAAAGCUUCAGUAACAGCUCAAAUCUUACUAAACAUCGGAGAAUCCACAUGGGAGACAGACCCUAUAAAUGCCUCGAGUGUGGGAACUGUUUCAGUCAGAAGACCACCCUCAUUAUGCAUCAGAAAACCCACACAGGAGAGAAACCCCAUAAGUGCUUGGACUGUGGGAAAAGUUUCACACAGCGAUCGGCCCUGAGUACACAUCAGACAAUCCACACAGGAGAGAGACCCUAUAAAUGCCUCGACUGUGGGAAAAGUUUCAUUCAGCGCUCACACCUUCUUCGACAUCUGAGAAUUCAUACUGGGAAUAAACCUCAUAAAUGCCUCCACUGUGGGAAAAGUUUCAUUCAGAGAACAAACCUUAUUUCCCAUCAAACAAUCCACACAGGAGAGAAGCCCUAUAAAUGCUUGGACUGUGGGAAAAGCUUCAAGAACAGCUCCUAUCUCACUAAACAUCGGACAAUCCAUACAGGAGACAGUCCCUUUAAAUGCCUCCUCUGUGGCAAAAGUUUUGUUCUCAGUUCCGACCUGAUUGUGCAUCAGAGGAUUCACACAGGAGAGAAACCCUACGUAUGCUUGGACUGUGGGAAAAGCUUCAAGAACAACUCCUACCUUACUAAACAUCGGCGAAUGCACACAGGAGAGAGACCUUAUAAAUGCCUCGACUGUGGGAAGUGUUUCAGUCAGAAGUCAUCCCUUAGUACCCAUCAGACAAUCCACACUGGAGAGAGACCCAAUAAGUGCUUGGACUGUGGGAAAAGUUUCACCCAGCGAUCAGCCCUUGUUAUACACCAGAGAAUCCACACAGGAGAGAGACCCCAUAACUGCUUGGACUGUGGGAAAAGUUUCACGCACAGAUCAGCCCUCCUUAGACAUCAGGCCAUCCACACAGGAGAGAGACCCCAUGAGUGCAUGGAAUGUGGGAAACGUUUCAUUCAGAGAUCAACCCUUAUUAGACAUCAGGCAGUCCACACAGGAGAGAGACCCCAUGGGUGCUUGGACUGUGGGAAGUGUUUCACCAACAGAUCAUCCCUUAUUAGGCAUCAGGCCAUCCACACAGGCGAGAGACCCCAUAAGUGCCUGGACUGUGGGAACAGUUUCAUUCAGAGAUCGAACCUUAUUAUACAUCAGAGAAUCCACACAGGCUAUAAACCUCAUAAAUGCCUGGCCUGUGGGAAAAGUUUCAGGAAAAGCUCAUACCUUACUAAACAUCUGAGAACUCACAAAGGCGUGGGAGACCCACGGAACAGCUUGAUUGCGGAAAAAGAGUCAAUCCGAGCUCACACAUCAGUGAUCCACAAGACAGAGAGACCUUGAACAAUGGGGAAGCUUCAUUUGGUGCUCCCAGAGAAUCGGGCAUCAGCAAAUCCGCACAGGAAAGUAACCGCUGAGAUGUUCUCAGCAUGGAAAAUGCUCCAAGUGGAACUAACACCACGUUGGACAUCAGACUCGACUCCGCACAGCAGGGAAAUUCUCUCAGGGCCCUGACUUGGGCUGACCAUGGUAACAACCCCAUUUCCUCGUUCCCACACACAUCAGGGGCAUUUGGCUCCCAAGGAUCCAGCUGCCCAUGUCUGGAGUGAGGAUCCAGCAGCAGCCGAGCAUCAGUGACCCUCUGGCUCUGCCUGGUCUAAGCAAACCCCAGGCAGAGGAGGAGAAGCCCCAAUCAGCCCCUCCUCCCUGCUGCAGCCCUGGCUGCUGAGCUGAUGGGCCACAGGUCGGGGGAAGGGAGAGAGAGAAACUCCUCCAGCUACUCCCUCUGCCUGGCUGAAGUUCCCCCCUCUCCCUUCCCCUCCCAGCCGGGAUCCCCCUGCCAUGGAGAUGAGGAGAAGGACACUUGGGCCAAGCCCCAUCUUCACUCUACACACCUGUCCCCUCCCCCAUCUUCCACCAGCCCCUGGGCUGGGCUCCCCUUUACCUGGGUCUGUUCCCUGUAGGGGAGUGUCCCUGGGGGCUGGGAACUCCUCCCCUCCCUGAAUCCCCCAGGGCGCUGGGCUCUGGGGGAUCAAAUAUUGAGGGACCUGGGUGCUGGGAUAGGAAACUGGGGAUUGAAUGGUUGAGGCUGGGGGAGCUGGGUGCUGAGCUAUCGAGUGUUUGAGGAUCAUGGGAGAAGAGGCGAGGGUAAGCACAGGGUUAGAGAGGUGCUGCCUCUCCUGACUCACCCCCUCUGCCCCUUCUCCCUGCCCCCUCUGCAUUCAGACAGCACCACUGAGAGGGGCUGAUGCCCACAAGGACCCUUUGUGGAAGGCCCCGAGAUCCUGCCUCCGCAGCAUCAGCCUCCAAGGGUCUGUCUAUGGUAGGAAACGUGAUCAGGAUCAGCCAGAGCAUCUCUAUGACCCUGCACCAGAUUUCGUGGUGUAAACGGUGAGACUCGGGCAGACCAGGUGCCAGCUCACUCUGGAGCCCAAGGCCAAUUCCCUUGUGUAUUAGGAUAGAUUAAAGAGAUUGUUAAAUGUAUACGAGUGUAUUUGGUGUUUAAACUUCAUGAAAAGUAAUGGGAUGUUCCUUGCAUUGUUUUCACUUAACUAUAUCUUGUUAUAAUGUAGUAGCAAAAAUAUUUGCAUUGUGUGUACCCCCAAAACUAAAUAACCCAUCAAACGGGGAAGAAGCCCUGUGGAAUGCAAAUGAACUUGAACAGGAAAGAGCUAAUUUCAAAGCAAGUGGGCGUUGUGUGUUAUGGCCGGAGGUCAAAGACUCAAAAACGCAUUCCUCACUCUCGGUCAUCAAAAGAAGAGCCAACGUGGGGAGUGACCCUGUCAGUUUGUUUUCUGUGAGAAGAAGCUAUAAGUAUGGAUUCAAAGAACGAUCCUGUAUCUCUGGCCUCUUUGGACUCUUACAGGGAAGAAUACCGCAUAGAAAGCUGUGAUCCCCAGGGACAAUCUGGGUACCCUGAAAAGACUUUUGGGAACCUGUCAGUUUAUUACAUCUCUGCCACCCUUUGGAAUAACAAAUUGUGACUCACCUGGGCAUGCAUCUUACCUGCUUUAACCUCUCAAUAACUCUCACUUCCUUUUCUUAGCUAAUGAUCCUUUAGUUCAGUGGUCCCCAACGUGGUGGCCGCGGGUGCCAUGGCACCCACCAGAGCCUCUGUGUGC
Mauremys reevesii (Reeves's turtle) is the source of this 4107-nucleotide messenger RNA. RefSeq names its product zinc finger protein 883-like. The transcript has 2 exons. Gene Ontology annotation, molecular function: RNA polymerase II cis-regulatory region sequence-specific DNA binding; DNA-binding transcription factor activity. The record is from RefSeq and is a predicted model, not a curated record. NCBI's taxonomy places the organism in Eukaryota, Metazoa, Chordata, Testudines, Geoemydidae. Gene Ontology annotation, biological process: regulation of transcription by RNA polymerase II. Bases 113 to 2329 code for a protein of 738 amino acids.